Molecule: messenger RNA, 478 nt
Organism: Lycium ferocissimum
Lineage: Eukaryota; Viridiplantae; Streptophyta; Magnoliopsida; Solanales; Solanaceae
Product: glycine-rich protein-like
Exons: 3
Coding region: 68-478 (136 amino acids)
Source: RefSeq, a predicted model, not a curated record
UCAAUUUUCAAGUAUCAUAACUAAGGUUUGAACAACAGCAAAAAAAAAAAAAAAAAAAAAACCCAAUAUGGGUUCCAAGACAUUUCUGUUUCUUGGUAUUUUGUUGGCUAUUUUUUUCAUGAUAAGUUAUGAAGUUGUUGCUAGCGAGUUAGCUGAGACUUCCAACUCAGUGAAACCGGAUAAUGAGAAUGAAGUACAUUUUGACGGACAUGGCGGAUACAAUGGCGUUAGCAGUGAUGGACCUAUUGAUAGCGGCUACGGCCAUGGUGGUGGUGGUCAUAAACGUAAACGAUGCCGUCAUGGUUGCUGCAAAAAGUAUUAUUACAUAUGCAUAAGGUGUUGUUUCUAUGCAGGUGAGGCCAGCGGCGGAUCCACCCUAAGGAGUAUUUGUGGUCACCGAAGCCCAAAGACUGUGAAUGCAUCUUCAAAGCUACGGGUAGAGGUUGAAAACCGGCCCAUAGACGGGCAAAGGCACUAA